GCAGCAGGUCCAGAGUUGGGAUGUGAGGAUGGCGAGCCUAGCGGUGGUCGGACAUGACACUCCCAUCCAUGUGUACAUGGAGUGGUACAUGCAGAUCACUCGCAUCAUUAUUGGCAACCCCUCUAGGCGUCGUCCAGAUGGCCUGGGAUAUGUAGCUCUCGCAGGAGCGUACGAGGCGCUGGUACGGACCGUUCAGACGAUGCGCUAUGAGAGCACUGCCCGUACGGAGUCCCCCGAGACGGCGGAGUACGCAGCACGGAUGAUUGAGCUUGCCGAGACUGGUAUGAGACAGGCACAUGACUUUGAGCAUCUCCAUGAGCGUGUUCCCCGUGCCCCACCUGGGGCAGCAGGUAGCCGUGGUCGCCGAGGAGCUGGUGGUCGUCGCAGAGGUGCUAGGGCUGGCAGAGGUGAUGACGCUCCGUCGACAGAUAUCCCAUCGACUUCUCAUUCCCGGCCGUCGACUUCACAGACACCUCUGUAUACGCCGGAACUUUUUUCAGGUUAUGUGCCCUGGCCUUCACUUUCAGAUCCACCAGUUCGUGAUCCACAGGGUGAGCGGCCUGUUCGUGAUCUACAGGGUGGCCUACAUUUGCAGUUCGACGACUCCAUGUUCGAGGACUUCGUGUUUGAUGUGGCACCAUCUGCAUCUCCUGCUCCAGCGGCCGCUCAGGAGCCCUCUCACCAGGCAUCUAUGGAGGCCGUCGACACACAGGUUCAUUGUUCUACGCCUGUGGGUCCACAAGAGCGACCCAUCCAGGAGACUACCUCAUAUUCACCACCACACCUAUCUCAGGAGCCUACUCAGGCGCCCGUUGACACACAGGUUCUAUUAAAUAAAUAACGUUAAUGUAUUCAAUAUAAAUAAUAAAUGGUACUAAUUAUUAUAUACUUUUCAGGUUCAUCCUUCGGCACCUGAGGUGGCGACUCCCGACGAGGUAGAGUUCGAGAUACCAGACCUAACUCAGCCUGAGGUUCUGAGUGUGCCAGCGGGACAAGAUCCUAAGAAGAAGCACGUUCUAGUCAAGGGAGCACGUGCCAGGCAAAGAGAUGAUGAUCAUGACUUGGAGCGCCCUGUUAUUAAGAGGAAAAAAGGCGAUGGAGACGAUGACGAGGGCGGUGGGGAUGGUAUGAGCCUUAGGCCUAGGGAUAGUCUCCGGCAUACUACAUGUGGGACCCAUCCUCGAUAGUGUAUAUACAUUAGUGUUGUAAAAUUUAUCGUAAAUAACAUAUUUUUU
Messenger RNA from Lycium barbarum (goji berry), 1235 nucleotides. RefSeq lists its product as uncharacterized. Lineage: Eukaryota; Viridiplantae; Streptophyta; Magnoliopsida; Solanales; Solanaceae. The transcript has 3 exons. Bases 29 to 841 code for a protein of 270 amino acids. The record is from RefSeq and is a predicted model, not a curated record.